CUCUUUCUUUUUGCAAUGGACUCGUCCUAUCGCUUAAGCGUCAACUGAAGAGCAGCCGUUCCACUUCCGUCGCAAAAUGAACCUUUCCGGAAGUGGCGAAACAAAAGGCGGGCAAACGGCUUCAUUUGCCCUUGCGGGGCUAAGCGUAGCGCUGCAUUAGGCGGCGCUUACCCGCCUCCCCACCCCACCCCGCCCGGCCUCUAAGUUCGGCGGCCGCCGGUCGUCGCGAGCGCGCACGUGUCCUUCGAGGCGCCUGUGGGGAGCCGUUACAGCCGUUAUUCCUUUGCGUUCGGUGAGUGGCUGUUAUCUGGCGGGCUGGAGUCCGCGGGCGGGUGAACGGUCGGGAGACGGAGGAGUUCAGCAGCGUUAGGAGGGCCGCAAGCUCCCCAUCCCUUGGGGUUUGCAGACUCCCACGGAACCUUAAACCGGCCUCGGCUUUCCUUACCCCACUCUUAUCUCACAGCCCGUGCCAUAGCCCUGGUCAAGACGACGCUACCCUAUUUGGCCGCGUUUAUAUGUUGCUCUGCGGCUUGAAAACGUGCAGAACGGCUCUUGGAAGUGUCAGAACAAUCAUUGUAUAUAUAACAAAACCUGAACAGACAGGAGAGCAGCUGGAACAUGAGGGAAGAGGACUUGACUAAGAGGAUGUAAGAUAAAAUGGUUUCAAAAGCCCGGGGCAUAUGAUAUUCACUUCACCUAGAAGGAGAUCAGGCUCGAUGUCAGGGGAAGGUGUUACAGAUCCAGGGCACAAAACACGAAAAUGCCCUUAUCCUAGGGCAACUGAAGGUUUAGCCUUCAAUUUAAGGGCGUCUUAAAAAUGAUAUUGAUAUUUGGGGUGUAUCAUAUGGUCCUGUCUAUCUUUUUGGUUCCAGGUCAUUUAAAGCAGGCACGUCCAACUCCCAACAGACUGUGAUCUACUCACAGUAUUAAAAAAAAACAACUGGCAGUGAUCUACCCUUUAAAAAAAAAAAAGAUCGCUAGGGGUCCAAAGAUUGACCAGGAACACUCCGUGAUCAACCAGUAGAUUGCAUUUGACCUGUUGGACAUGCCUGAUUUAGAACUUAGCAUUAACCUUUAAUCGUGCCCUUGUUUUCUCUUGGCUGAUCCCAGCCAGACCCCAAAGUCACUUGUAAGUUCUUCUGUUCCUUCCUUUUGGAGAGAACAAUCUGAACUUAUUACCAACUGUCAUGGACCAGAAGAAUUGACCUCCCCCAUCAACACAUCCCUAGUUAUGUCGCACCAUUGACUAUGCAGUCUUCUGUGGUAGCUUAACCUUUGACGAGGGCCCGUAAUGACGAGGGCCUGCUCGUCACAAAAAAAAAUCAGUCUCACACCAAGAUGCUUUUUUGUAAAGGGUCUAACAGCCUGCCUCUCUCUGGAGCUGCAGCCCAGUAUUUUUAUUAAGAACAGUACAACAAUGUAUCAAUCAUCAUGCAAGGCAAACACCAAAUAUGGGGAUCACCCCAUUAUCAAGCCAUACAAUAAGAACCAAUCACCUUCCUUGCAUGAGGCGAUCACGCGCUCAUCAUGCCUAACACAGCCUGCAGUAUCAAAAGGUCAAACUAUAGUAAAUUCCCAUCCUGGCAUCCAUCUUGUCAUGUAGGUACAAACAACCAUUUUCCUACAUGCCCUCUUUUCUUAUUUGUUUUAUGAAAAGUAAAAAAUAAAUUUUAACAAAACCUAAUCAGAAUCAUUUGUUUCAUUUCCUAAACGCUGAUAUCUUGCAAUGUAAAUUCCUCUUGUGACUCCAGUGGUAGGUCUUGGACGAUACCACCAGGUACUACAUUGAGCAAACAAAGAGGGUAGGCAUUGAAUGCAGCAACACAACACAAUAAAUCCUGCAACAAGCAAAAUUACAAUUAGUAAAAUUUUUCUUAACCACACUCUAUUAGGCAACCAGGAAGACAACCAUUCCCAUGGAUCAAAACCUUCGGGAGGAUUCAAAGGAUUAUGGGCUAUCAUUUGUUCCAUAUAAUCAAUAGUAGCAGAAAUAUUGGCCGAUUGAUCAGAUAUAUACAUACAACAAUGGGAAUGAAUUAAAGCACAAACUCCACCUUUGGAAGCAAGGAUUACAUCUAAAGCAUAACGAUUUUCAAGAGUCACAUCUCUCAUUUCUGACAUUUCUUUGUUAAUUAAUUUUAAGGCCAAGAUAGUAGAAUUAAACAAGGCUUCAGUCCAAUUAGCCAAUUUGUGCAAAUCACGGUAAUUCAUGCCUGCACCUAAAGAGGGCAGGAGAGAUCUAGAGACGGCUGUCCCUGUAUAUUGAGAGAUAGGUGAUCGCACUUCCCUUUUGUUACGCAAACGAACCACUGGGAGCUUGUCCAGUUUAUAGACCAGGGGUAUGACUAUUCCUAAGGUGCACGUUCCAGAAAAGGCAAAGGGGAUUUCUUUGUAGGCUCUAGUACCACAAAAUAACCAUAAAUCAGAUUGAAGCAAACAUGUAGAUUUGCUGCUUCUCUUCAUCCAAUCAAACCAAACAUAAAAAUCUCUACACAUAGCCUGUUGUUCAUAAGUCAUGUUGGUCGUGACAUUAUUAACUAAAACUUUUGGCCUACCACUCAUAGUGGUAACAUUAAGAAAACAAGAAGAUCCAUUAACAUACUCAUAGGUCCAAUUACAAUAUGGAUAAUGACCUAAAAAUUUACUACUAUUACGAUUGAAAUGAAAACAAUGAGACGCUGUUUCUACAAGCGACAAAAACACAGGGGUGAACUAGUACGAUUAUCUUUCAUAUUAUUACUAAUCUUAUAUGAAGCAUUUACAGGAAUACCAUACAAUAAUAUGCCAGAUCUUUUUGAUUGAGGAGGAAUAUGCAUACACAUCCAACAUUCGGAAAGAUUAAGUAUAGAAGCAAAAUUAUUUAUGUCCCUAACAUAUGUAUUGUUGGUCCAAAUCUGAUGAUAAAGUUCAGGCUUACGAGCCUUCUGCAAAAGAGCAGCACGACGAGAGCGGCGCUUCACAGUGUCCACGGAGGGGUAAUGGUGACUUCCCAGGGGGAGGGGGGUCAAUGAGGUAGGGACGAAGAUGACCUUUCGACGUGCCAGGAAACACCGGAACAGCUGUAGAAGGCGACUUUAUCCAGGGUGCAUCAAUAUGGCGAUGUCUCCAACUGCAACGCGGGUUGAAGUCAGGUGGGAGGUGCAAGGUCCCCAUCGGUUGCAUUUGUUCAUUAACCCUUCGAAGGUCUUGGAGAAGACGGAAUUUUCCAGAUGCCUUUUUUCUGAUGACAAAGAUGGGUGUAUUCCACGGGCUGGUGGAAGGUUCAAUGUGCCCCAGUUCAAGUUGUUCUGAAAUUAACUGGGCUGCCACUGCAAGCUUUUCUUUAGGCAAGGGCCAUUGGUCUACCCACACGGGGGUGUCUGUGGUCCAGCAGAGAGAAAGCGCAGUCCGGGGCAUGGCAGGGGCAGCCCUUAGCAUAAAUUUGUAGAAAUGGUGGUAUCCGCUGCAGCAAGCAGAUCUCGCCCCAAAGGGAGACAGGAAUGUCCAGGAUCAGUGGCAAAAUAGUCAUUUCAAAGCCUUGAGAGCCUUGAAUCAAAAUAGGAUUCCUGCUGCGGCGGGCCGAGGCAGAGCCUCCAACGCCGACAACAGAAGAAGCUGGUUCGGUGGGCCAAGCAGGAGGCCAAUCCUUGGAGGCGAUCACGGAGCAAUCCGCCCCGUGUCCAAAACCCCUUCAAUCAUGCGGCCUCCAAGGGUCAUCUGGAUCUUUGGGCGCUCCUCUGUGACUGAAAAGGUAGCGGCAACAAGAGGAUCAUGGUUCUGGAUCGUCUCCGGAGCGCACACAAUCUUGGCAAUAGGAGAACCAGACGGCAAAUGCGUAGGGCGAUCAGAAAAGACAGUCACAUAAGGGUCAUUGUGUUGUAAUCCAUGUAACACAUCUGGAACAAGAUGGACCCCUUGCUGCAAAACCUCUGACAGUGGGAAGACAAGGCACUGUGCUGAAGAAGAAAAACCAGCCCCUGUUGACACUUGAGCCUGUUGUGGUACAUAGGGGACUGGCAGGCAUAAGUCCUGGGUUAGAGAAAGGUGAGGUAGUGCUGGCGGUGGAAUAACCGGAGAACAUGCUGAAUCCCCUAUUGUUGUGCCUGGGCCCGGGUGGGCCCGACUGCCGGUUUCCCGUCAGUUGGUUUUGUUGAUGUUGCUGUUUUUGUUGUUGUUGUUGACUUUGUUGAGGCACGGCAAAACGGCACUGGUUAGCCCAGUGAAAGCCUUUCUUACAAAUAGGGCACUUUGUGCUAGGGCGGCAUUGCUGCGUGAUGGAUCUGCACUGCGCACGAAAAUGUCCCAUUUUUCCGCAACCAAAACAAGUUUUGUCCUUGGCAGGAUUCUGGGAUACUGUAGAGGAUAGAGCUGCGGCUAACAGACGAGCUUUGUGCGUCUCAGUGCCCACUGACUGGCAGGCCUUAAGCAUAUCUGCAAUGGCAAUAUUUGGCGUUGUCAUCAAAGGGCGCAGUGCUUGCUUACAGUCCUCAUUCGCAUUAUCAAACGCAAGCUGGCGGACAAUCACUUCUUGGGCUGCGACGUCCUGAACUUGCCGCUUGAGGGUGUUAUACAAGCGAUCGACAAAUUGUCCAUAAGGCUCUGCAGGGCCUUGCCGGACGCUGCCCCAACGUCCAUCACGCUCAGUCUUUUCAUCAGGCACAGCGGACAGGGCCUCCUGAGCGGCAGCGGUAGUGGCUUCCCAAUACAUGGGAUCAAGGGCUAGCUGCUGGGCGAUGGUAAGAAAAUUGCCCCCACCUGUCAGGCCGUCAAAAACAUCAGUAUGGGUCAACAUAACAGGGGCUGGAGGUGGAGCGCCAGCGGCGGCAAUCGCGGCUUGGUGAGCUGCCUGCGCAGCAUUGUUGAGAUUGUUGCGAAUGCCAUCAACGCGACGUUGGCAAGCCCAAUGCCAAGCUUGUAUAAACAAAAUCAUUUGAUGAGGCUGCAUAACAGUGCGGGCUAAUAAUUUUACAUCCUCUGGUAUUAGAUUUUGCUGAAAAAUAGUGCCAAAAAGUCCCAGGGUAUAAGGAGAAUGUAAGCCAUUGUCCCUGACAGAGGAAUACAGUUCCUUUAUGAAUCUUAAAUCAAACUGUUCGUGGCGGGCUGGGCCUCCCCCCACGGCGGCAGGAACAAUUACAGGAAAAAGAUUUGGUGUGGCAGAAUCAAAAGCUAGCAAUGGAGCAGCGGCACGGAGAGACUCUUGAAGAGGAGUGGUAGCAACGUUGGGCACCCCUGGUGAAAAAGCUGGAGGAGGGGCAGAGGGAGGCGGUGGUAGGACAGUAGGAACCGAAGGAGAGAGAUCCGGUGGUUUAGGAGGUACAUAAACUGGUGGUUUCGAAGAAGGCAACGGUUGGCAUAAAAUUGGAGAGGGAAGAGGCAAAGCAGCAGGCGAAGAAGCCAAAAGGAUAUUAGCUGGUGUCAGGCAGGACAUCGCUUUAUAAACUUUAAACCAUGCAAGCAGAACCUUGACAUUAAUUUGAGGAUGGUUAUGGAAAAAAUGUCCUAUUUUCUCCCAGUCUUUUAAAUCCAAAGUGCCAUCCUGAGGAAACCAGGGGCAAUGAGUGUCCAAAGCUAGAAGAAGUGCCUUAAGAUCGGCAUCCGAAACAGCAAGGUUGUUACUGGCCAGAAGAAAUUUAAGUUCAUCAAAAAACUUCUUUUGUGGCGCUGAAAGAGACUGCCCCAUGAUAGCAACUGUAGUGAAAAAAAAUCACAGGGAUCCACAAAGGAUGAAAAGGAGCGAAAAAAGGGAGCACCCACCGGGAUCCUAGGAGAGGAUGAGCGGUACCUGUAGCCCUGGCCGGGCGUGGUGGACGCUGAGAAGGCCGCAGCGACGCGAAGUCCGAUAUCAGUCGAAGUCCAAAGGAAAGGGAGCGCUCACCGGGAUCCGAAGCGGAUGAAAGACGCGUGGCGAGCGCUGAACGAUGAGAAACAACGAAGAGUCCGAGGGUAGUCACACGGGGCACCAAAUGACGAGGGCCCGUAAUGACGAGGGCCUGCUCGUCACAAAAAAAAAUCAGUCUCACACCAAGAUGCUUUUUUGUAAAGGGUCUAACAGCCUGCCUCUCUCUGGAGCUGCAGCCCAGUAUUUUUAUUAAGAACAGUACAACAAUGUAUCAAUCAUCAUGCAAGGCAAACACCAAAUAUGGGGAUCACCCCAUUAUCAAGCCAUACAAUAAGAACCAAUCACCUUCCUUGCAUGAGGCGAUCACGCGCUCAUCAUGCCUAACACAGCCUGCAGUAUCAAAAGGUCAAACUAUAGUAAAUUCCCAUCCUGGCAUCCAUCUUGUCAUGUAGGUACAAACAACCAUUUUCCUACAAACCUUGGCUGCAAUAACGGGGUAAACUAAUUAUAUAACAAUUUGCUUGCCUUACACAAGAAUUCACUUCAUGAGUUUACCAGUCAAAAUCUAACAAAUUGCUUUGUCUUGAAUCAAACCUUUUUCUGUAACCUGAACCUGAACUGUAAAUUAUUGUCUUGUUGUUUUCUCCCACAGGUCUUACACAUAUUUUGAAAAUGUCGUAUAUGCUUCCACAUUUACACAAUGGCUGGCAAGUAGACCAGGCCAUUCUUUCAGAAGAAGACCGUGUGGUGGUCAUUCGUUUUGGGCAUGACUGGGAUCCAACAUGUAUGAAAAUGGACGAAGUUUUAUAUAGUAUUGCUGAGAAGGUAUUUCAUUUUUAUUAAUAUUGUAUUAUAUCCAUUUAAUCCAUAUUUAUAUAUUAAACCAAUAACAUAAGCUUAUGAGAAAACAUGCCAAUUAUUUUGUUUACAUUUUUAUCUGAGAAGGAACAACUGAAAUGCAUGGUUUUUAUGUAAAAUAUUUUUUUCAGUAAAGGUCGCACACAUCCAGAGUCAUGUGAGUAGGCUUCCUCUUGUAUCACGAGACUUCCUCUCUGCCCUCUGUAGCACUCCUGAAACCUGCCUGAGGGUCUUCCAACCCCCUGGAGCACAAUUUUGUGGGAGUGGUACAAGGGAGGGGAGCAAAGGAAAGUUCAUAUUAUGCUAUAAUAAUGAAUUAUAUUGGUUCUUGCCAGAAUACAAAAGUUACUGACUUUCCUAAACUUAUAAACUUUGUGGUUGCAAUGAAUGAAAUUGAAUUAGAAUCACAAAAGGAGGCAGAACAAGGCAAAGUUCUUGUAUUUCUUCAAUGUUAUAUUGCCAUUCGUUUGAUUGUUUUAAGCAGUUGUGGUCCUUUAAUUUUGUUUGUUAACUGUUUCUUACUGUAGAGUAAUUGUUUCCAAAUCAGCUUUUCUACUGAAAAUCUUUACCAGGCUUCCUCAACCUCAGCCCUUCAGAUGUUUUGAGACUACAAUUCCCAUCAUCCCUGACCCCUGGUCCUCCUAGCUAGGGAUCAUGGGAGUUGUAGGCCAAAAACAUCUGGAGAGCCGAGGUUGAGGACGCUUGCUCUUUACCUAUCUGCUGCAACACUCCUGCAUUAUUGAAGAAAGUUCUAGGGGUAUAACUACCUCAUGUAAAGGCCUGGAUAAGCCUUUCAGAUCUGAUUAUUGCAUCAUGUUAAUUGAAAUUAUAUCCUAGAAUGGAACCCUAGCUUUUUAUCAGAGAGGAAGAUUGAUAGGCAUUUGCAAGCCAUAGUUUAGGGUAGACCUAAUGCUGAUCUUAAUAUUCAUCUAACCUGUUUAUCAUUAAAAAUGAUCCCAGAAUGUUUUACAAUAUACAAAAUAAAUACACCGCUCACAAUGAAAUCAUUUUCAUAAAACAAAUAAAAUGCUAAAAAUUCUUAAUCACUUACAACAGAUUGAUAAGUCGCUGAGAGCAGGCUACACAACUGUAUACCAGUUUAGCAAAAAACCUGGGCGAAUAGGUAUGUUUUUAACUGUUGCUGAAAAUCUAUCAGUUUCAGCACCAGUUGGAUCUGGAAAGAAGGGCAUUCCACAGUUUGGGUGCUGAUAUUAAGAAUGCCUUCAAGCUUCCAGGAACCUCUGCAUUAUUGGAACAUAGUUUGAAAAACAGUGUUCUAUACCAUUGUAAAGAAUUUACUGGUACUUGGAUAGGUGGUAGAUGAGGGAGGUUUGGCAUAUAUUUUAAAGCAGCAAAUAUGCUAAAGGUAGUUGCAGAAGUUAUGGGGGCUGAAAUAAAAUAGGACUCUUUCUGUCACAUGAAGGGCGCCUUUGGAUCUAACCUUAUAUAAAAUUGCAUUGCAGAAGUUUUUGUGAAAACUAAAAUAAUAAAAUUCAUACAUAUGCUAUUAAUAACAGCAUAGAAUUCAAACUGUUAUGAAAACAACCCUAAAGGCAAUCCAAUUGCUUGUAUUACUGCUUCUGAGCAAUAAAAGACAAAUUGACUUUAAACUUCAGGGCAAAUAUAGUAAGUUCAUGUACCAAAAUUGAGACAUAACUAUUUAGUAUUUUGACAUUUUAAAGGAAGAUAUAGCUAGAAAUAUUAAUAGGUGGGAGAAACAUUGUCAAGGAAAUGUCAAGGAAAAGGACAUAAUAUUCUUUGGAAUACUUUUAUAGAUAGUAAUAUAGUCCUACCUCGGGUUACAGACACCUCAGGUUGCAUUUUUUUCAGUUUGUGGACCACUGAAACCCGGAAGUACUGGAACGGGUUACUUCCGGGUUUCGGCAGUCGCGCAUGUGCAGAAGUGCUAAAUCACGCUUUGCACAUGCACAGAAGUGCUGAAUUGAAACCCACACGUGUGCAGACACGCUGCUGCGGGUUGCAAAUGUGCAUCCCGCACGGAUCACGUUCGCAACCCGAGCGUCCACUGUAGUUGAAAAACUAGUAACUUGGCAAGCAUAUUGGCACUUAAAUUUUACGUGGGCGAAAAAGAACAAUGUAACUUUGUAUUUGAACAUCUCCCUCUGCAGAAAUAGCAGAUUAAAGAGGGUGAUCCUUCCUCAUCUUCUUGCUUACAAGUCCUGUUCGGAUAUCACUGCUGUACAAAGAGUGAGUAAUCAGUUGUACUGCAUAUUUACACUAGAACCAUCAUGCAAACCUAUUGUUAUGCUACAGUUAUAUUCUGCACUGGGAGAAAAUUUAGUUGACAGUGAGCACUGAAGUUUCCAGUUUCCAUGCUGGUCACUAUCUUAGAUAGAAUUUCCAGUAAGUGCAGCUUGUUCUUCCACUGUUUAUGCUCCUUCUCUGAUACACUAUGCAUAAUUUCCAAUAUAACCAUGCAGUUCUGGGGUGUAAAAGUUAACAUACGUGUUUUGGACAACAGUGACUUCCUGUCAGGUCCAGCAAAACAAAAAGUUUGCCAAUAUGUGCCGCUAAAGAAAAAGGCUUUUAAGAAUAUUUGUCUACUUCUGUUCUUAUGAGCUGCAUAUCUGACCCCAUCAUCACUAAACAUUUAAAGCGGUGUCAUACCAUUUUAAACAGUCAUAGAUUCCCCCAAAGGACCCUUAGAACUAGUUUGUCAAAGGAGCUGAGAGCUGCUAGACCCCUAUUCCCUUACAAAGCUACAAUUCCCAUAGUCCCUGGGAGAUGGAUUGAUUGUAAAACCAUUUUGGAAAUUACUGUUUUGUAAGCGGAAUGGGGUCUUUCUGUCUCUAGCAUUCAAAAUCAAAAAUGAACUCCUUGGCAUAAUGAGACUUUUUAUUUCCUGGUCUUUGAGCAUUGAGGGUUUGGCAUCAUGUUUUAGGGUUUUAAUACUAACACAAGGGUCAAUUUUUUUUAAAUUUUCAGAAUUCUCUAAGUCUUGCAGUAGGGUUAUAAGUACCUUAAGAAACAUAUAUUCCACUGUAUUAAAAAUAGAUACUUAUACAUAGGUUCUUACAGGUUUAUGUGUAUAUUAGUGUGUUGCAAAGGUUGUCAACCUUUUUGGGUCCACGGCUCCCUUUACCAACUACAUUCUUUCUGUGGCCCCCCGUGAGGCUCAGGAGCCCAGUUAUGUCACCCUUUUCCUGCAGAGCUGGCAGCCCCUCACCCCUUUUUGAACCUUUUUGUAUCCAGUCCUGGCAUCCAAUGAAAUAUGGAUGUGUUUACAGGUGUGUGUCUAAUAUAGGAGAGGUAAACAGGAACUGAGCAGAAACAGCAAAGUUUCUUGUAUUGUGAAUUUUUGAAGGGAUAUUUACUGAGACUUUUUGUGGGUCUUAUAGGAGAUACUGGUGGGUACACUGUGGCCCACAGACACCACACUGGCAACCCUGACCUUCUUGUUUUUCUUCCUUCCCAAAUCUCUUACAUGCUAGUAAAAUAUGUCUGAAGUGUUAAACUCAUUGGCAAUUACAGAACAGUGUAUUUUUUUAAAUUAAGCUGUUUCAAUCAUCACUGCCACAGUAUCAGUAUGACCUACUGCAUUGGGUGGGAGCUGUAAACUAAUGAAGAUUAUGUGCAAAUUAAUACUGAACAACUUGAGAUUUCCUAAAGCUUGCAGAAGAACAAACGUUGAAUUCUGGCUGCUACUGGGCAUAGUGCAAAUGGAUCGGACCUGCACAUAUCUAAAAUAUAAAACCGUAUUCUGUGUUUCAGUUCUUGUUAUGUGUGUCUUUCGUUUUGAAACAAAAUGGGAAAGACUUGUAUCCUUUGGGAAGCAAAUCCCAGUGAGCAUGUUUCUCUGUAAACUUCAAUACAGUGGAACCUUGGGUUGCAAACAUGAUCCGUGCGGGAGGCAUGUUCGCAACCCGCAGCGCCACGUCUGCGGACGCGUGGGUUGUGAUUUGGUGCUUCUGCACAUGCGCAAAGCGUGAUUUAGCGCUUCGCAUGCGCGACUGCCAAAACCCAGAAGUAACCUGUUCCAGUACUUCCGGGUCCGGCACGGUGUGCAACCCGAAAUCGCGUAACCAGAAGCGUCUGUAACCCGAGGUAACACUGUAUUGUGAAGCUAUUUUGCUUACAAUUAAUGUUUUAGAACGUAGUACGUUCUAAACACACAUUCCUCUCCCAUAGGUGAAAAAUUUUGCUGUUAUUUAUCUUGUGGAUAUCACCGAAGUGCCAGACUUCAACAAGAUGUAUGAACUGUACGAUCCCUGUACGGUCAUGUUUUUCUUCAGGUAUACUAUAACUUGUAUAUUUUAAGCUGAUAAGUGUUUUCCAGGCUUUCUCUAAUUUUUGACUGAAUCUGUUUAUUUGUGUCAUGUAGUGCAACUAAAUAAGCUGCAGAAUAGAGUAACUUUAUUGAUGUCUGUAAUCCUACAAAUUUCUGUUGAAUACCACUGGUACAGCACUGGAUACAACCCCAUUAAUCUAAUCUAGUUUUAGUAUAAAGGAAAUAUACAUUAAAGUAAAUCACUCCAUCCUGCCCAAAUGUAGAUGGAGAUAGGGAGGAGUAUAUAUUGCAGAACAUGGGGGCUACAUGAAAUACUAUGUAACUAUAAUAUAUUAAUAAUAUCCUUCCCCAUUUUUCUUUCCUUUCUUAAAGAAACAAGCACAUAAUGAUUGAUUUAGGCACUGGUAACAACAACAAAAUUAACUGGGCAAUGGAGGACAAACAAGAGAUGAUUGACAUCAUAGAAACAGUUUAUAGAGGAGCACGUAAAGGUAGAGGUCUUGUUGUAUCACCCAAGGACUACUCAACCAAAUACAGAUAUUGAUCAUUUGAUCAUUUUACUACAAGUCUACUUCUGGAGCUUCGUAAACUCAAACUUUGUAUAAAGUGUUCUUUCUUGCUUUCGUCUCCAUUGUGAAUAUAUUUUUGAAUUUAUGUAAAUAUGUUAUCUUAUUUUUUAUGCAAAAAAACUUGCUUGAUUUUAGAAAUAAAGUAUGUCUUUUACACAUAGUGUUUUGAAUCUUACAUUUUUCAGAAUAUUAUUUUUAUAAAACUAUUAUUUUUUAUAGGAAUGGACUGAGCUAUGUCCAGUUGAAACAUAACAAAUGCCUCUAGACAACAUAAACCAUAUUUCAUCAGAAUAUAAAAAUACAAAAAUACAGUACAGUGGUACCUUGGUACUUGAAGGGCUUGGCUCCCGAACGCCGCAAACCCAGAAGUAAGUGUUCCGGUUUGUGAACAUUUUUGGGAAGCUGAACGUCCAACACGGCUUCCGAUUGAGUGCAGGAAGCUCCUGCAGUUAAUCGGAAGCCACGCCUUGGUUUUUGAACUAUUUUGGCAGUCAAAUAGACUCCCAGAACAGAUUACCGUAUUUUUCGCUCUAGAGGACGCACUUUUUUCCCUUCAAAAAUGAAGGGAAAAUGUGUGUGCGUCCUAUGGAGCGAAGACGCCAUACCUCGCGACCCUCUCCCGGCUGGAGAGGUGACGCAUGGCUAUGGCAGGAGCCUCUAAAGCCCCGCGUCACCUCUCCAGCAGGGAGAGCGCGCGCAGGGCUAAAGAAGCACCCCGAAACCCUCACCCGGCUGGAGAGGUGACGCGCGGCUGUUGAGGCUCUUGCCAUAGCUGCCCGUCACCUCUCCAGCCGGGAGAGCGCCCGCGCGGGCCGAAAGCAGCCCCCCGUGACCCUCUCCCGGCUGGAGAGGUGACGCGCGGCUAUUGAGGCUCCUGCCAUAGCCGUGCGUCACCUCUCCAGCCGGGAGAGCGCGCGCGGGGCUAAAGUAGCCAUAGCCCAGCGACCCUCUCCCGGCUGGAGAGGUGACGCACGGCUAUGGCAGGAGCCUCUCCGCUGCGCCUUUCCGCUGCUCCUGACCUGCUCUUUGGGGCUGGUGGUGGGCUUCCCCGCCAGCCCCAAAGAGCAGGUCGAAGGAACCUGAAGCCUGGAGAGCGAGAGGGGUCAGUGCACACCGACCCCUCUCGCUCUCCAGGCUUCCAAGGUAGCCGCCUGAACGUACCUUAAACGGCACCUUGUUUUAGAGCGGGAAAACAAGAGGGGGAAAGUUCUCUCCCUCUCUGCACAGCGCCUCCUGCCACUUCGCUGAAGGGGCGCUGGGCAGAGAGGGGGAGAAUUUUUUUUUCUUGUUCUCCCCCCUCUAAAACAAAGUGCGUCCUAUUGUCCGGUGCAUCCUAUGGUGCGAAAAAUACGGUAAGUUCGAGAACCAAGGUACCACUGUAUAAGUCCCACAAGGCACAUUUUUGUGAUUGGCUUGGAUCCAAAUACUGUUCUCCUAUCACCAGAUGGCUGGGUUGGUGGACAUGGGAUGUGAAGGUCUGUAGAUAGGAGGGAUUGGAAUGAUCCCUCUCAUGUGAGCAAGUAGAAAGUGCCUUACAGAGCAGGAAUUUUGGAUUCAAGCAAUUGUUUAAGGCUCACCUUUAGAAUCUGGGAAUCUAAAGUGUCAUGGAUACCAGAAAACAUGCAUAGCACCAACUGAUACAAAUCACUGUAAUAUUAAGUAAUCAUUGUAAUAAGGGAAUUCAGUCAGUGUUUUAUGUGUUCCACUUUCAGAGCCUAAAGCAGUUCCAGUAUAGAUUUUUCAAGAAAGUUGGAAGGCAGACAGUAUCCAUUGCUGGCCAA
Podarcis lilfordi (Lilford's wall lizard) is the source of this 13275-nucleotide messenger RNA. The record is from the annotation of a GenBank genome assembly. Lineage: Eukaryota; Metazoa; Chordata; Lepidosauria; Squamata; Lacertidae.